Molecule: messenger RNA, 1026 nt
Organism: Culex pipiens pallens (northern house mosquito)
Lineage: Eukaryota; Metazoa; Arthropoda; Insecta; Diptera; Culicidae
Exons: 3
Coding region: 133-525 (130 amino acids)
Biological process (GO): mitochondrial respiratory chain complex I assembly; mitochondrial respiratory chain complex IV assembly
Cellular component (GO): mitochondrial inner membrane
Source: RefSeq, a predicted model, not a curated record
AAGUUCACAUGCUGCUUGUUUGGACGGAGCUGUCAAAAAGGGGGUGGUCACUCACGCCACAUUCACUCGUGAGUGACUGUCACGCCAGUGUGUUCAAAACAUUGCCCCCGGUUGGGAGUCCAGGACAGCGUGAUGCCUGUGUCCCUGCGAACGCUGGUCAAAACGGCCACCUACAUUGGGAUCGGCGGAAUCAGCGCGGCACUGUACAUGAAGUUCAAGCUGGAAGACCGGGUGCGGGCUCAGCCGUACUACAAGGACUCGUUGAAGCUGCUGCGGGCACAUCCGGGAGCAAUUUCCGUCCUGGGCGAACCGAUUAAGGACAUGGGCUUUGACUUUGGCGUGGAGAUGAACAAGUUUGCCGACGGCAAGAUCGACGGCUUUGUGGUGCCCGUCAAGGGCGUCAAUCAGCGGGGCAAGCUGCACUUUUGGGCGGAGAAUCGGGACGAAAAGUGGCACAUUACGCGAGCCGAGCUGGAGCUGGACAAGGAUCCCGACCGACGGUUGCUGCUGAGGAAGGCAGAGUAGAGGCAGAGAUUGAGUAGAUGUGUAAAUAAAACUGAAUUUAAUUUAUUUUUGUUUCUUUAUUUACUCAAUAGGUACAGUCCAGACUCGAUUAUCCGAAGGCCUUGGCAAAAUUUCACUUCGGAUAAUUGAAACCUGUGAUAAUGGAAUAACGAUUUUUUUUCGCUGUCUUUUUUUGGAUUGUUGAGCUUUAUUAUGAACCCUUUCAGGCCUGAAUUUUCAAAAAAAUAUUUUUUUAGUCAAUGAUGGGAAAAUGAUUCUUAUGACCAUACGAAAAUUAUAGGCUAGUUUUGGAAAUUUUGAUAUUUGGGUCAUAUAUGAGUCAUGGGUCUACCAACUCUUGCUGAGCAAAAAUCCGUACACUUUGCCGAUAUGACACCAUGGUAUAACAAAAACUGUCAAUGAAUUAUUUAGAUAAAUUAAAUUUAAUAAAUUUGAGAAUUAAAAAUAUAAAACUGUGUCGUUUUUACAGCUAACAAAUUUCACAAAAUGCUAUCAGAGUGC